Messenger RNA from Cyprinodon variegatus (sheepshead minnow), 892 nucleotides. RefSeq names its product zinc finger, HIT-type containing 1 (gene znhit1). Gene Ontology annotation, molecular function: nucleosome binding. Gene Ontology annotation, cellular component: Swr1 complex. The transcript is spliced from 6 exons. Lineage: Eukaryota; Metazoa; Chordata; Actinopteri; Cyprinodontiformes; Cyprinodontidae. The coding region runs from base 102 to 572 and encodes 156 amino acids. The record is from RefSeq and is a predicted model, not a curated record. Gene Ontology annotation, biological process: chromatin remodeling.
AGAAGAAUGAAAUUAUUUCCUUUCUUAUAAAUCAUUCUGAAUUGUUUCUGAGGCCUUCGCGUUUCGUUUAGUUUGAGCUCAGCGGCCACCGUUCAAACAAGAUGGUGCUGGAGAAGAAAACCUCCGCGCGGGUGGAGGCGGGUCAGCGGAGGGUUCUGGAUGAGGCGACCCGCCAGAGGAGGCUGACCCGGCAGCUGGAGGCUCUGGAGAAAGACAACUUCCAGGACGACCCCCUGUCCUCCCUGCCCCCCCCAGGUCCAACAGCCCGUCUGCCAGCCUUCAGCGAGACAGAAGAACCAGAGAAGAAGCGGAGGAAGACGAGGGGGGACCACUUCAAGCAGCGCUUCAGGAAGAACUUCUCUGCUCUCCUUGAGGAGGAGAACCUGUCGGAGCGUCCAGAACCAAACUACCUGUCUGCGGCAGCCCCGCCCUCCUCUCUGCCCCCCCGUCACUUCUGCUGCGUCUGCGGCUUCCCGUCUCACUACACCUGCUCCACCUGCGGGGGGCGCUACUGCAGCAGCAGGUGUCUGAUCACCCACAGAGAGACCAGGUGUCUGAAGUGGACCCUCUGAGGACGCGUCGGACCGCGGAUCAGAACCGGCUCUGGUUCUGUUGCCAUCCUGUUGGACUCGCUGCUGAUGAUCCUCCUUAAAGGACCGGUUCUGGUUCUGCUGCCAUCCUGUUGGACUCGCUGCUGAUGAUCCUCCCUAAAGGACCGGAUCUGGUGUCCCUGAGGUUUGGACCCGUCCUCCUGGUCCCAGAGGGAGGAGUAUCCAGUUCUGGUUCCAUCUGCUCUAGAACCCUGAAGAUGUUCUGAAUCAAUGAGGUCCAGACUUCCCCUGUGUGUUUAUGCCCACAGCAGAACCAGAACCUCUGAACAGAACCCGAGGGG